Molecule: messenger RNA, 429 nt
Organism: Porites evermanni
Lineage: Eukaryota; Metazoa; Cnidaria; Anthozoa; Scleractinia; Poritidae
Source: the annotation of a GenBank genome assembly
AUGCGUGAAGCAAGAAGCGGUUCGGGACUUGUGGAAUUGAAAUCUAAUAACAAAACGCUCACACCGGAAGCAUUUUCAACAAUACCAUCUGAAGAUAUUAAAAAUUGGUUCGAUCCGUCAAUGAGAAAGGACUUGCCAAAACAACUAUUGAUUGCAAUGCAGGUUUCAAAAGAUGGUACGGAGGAACCUUUAAUAAUCAUCCCAUUCAAUAAAACAGUGGUCGAAAACCAGACGAAACGCGAAGUUUACAGACCACGAACUUCCCCGUCCAACAAAUUUGUCAAAGCAAUUAAUGACAUUGAACUAGCACAGACAAACGCCAACGCCUCAGAUGUAAAGUACAGCAGUGCUGCCUUAGCUAAACUGAAAUUGGUUGUUGAGAGAGCCAUACGGAGUAAGAGCUAUAAAUACGCGAGACAGGUAACGUAA